UGACGGACCGUCAACACACUUGAGUGUGACACCUUACAUGUCACCUUAAAGAAGGAAGGGACAGUCGAAGGAAGAUUGGUAUAAAUAGGACCACACUACAGGCGUGGCAGGAUAUGUAAUCGCUGUCGUUGAAAGAACUGGCUUCCCUGCUGGAAAAUUUUAUGUUGUAGUUUUUACACGUUGAAUAUUUAGCAGACCAUUUUGUGCAUGACUUUUUUGGAGGAAACUAGCCCAUUUUUAAGAAGAUGAGAGGUUUUAUUUGUGUUUUCCUGUGUCUCGCGGUGUUCACUGCUCGAUCGCAAGGACAGAUCGGGCAACCUGUCCCACCAGGUGGUCCGCAAGGAGGUCCCGGUGGGCAGCCAUUACCACCAGGUAGCCCACAAGGAGGCGUUCCAGGGACUCCCGGAGGACAGCCCACUUUCCCGCAAGGUGGUAUGCCUGGAACCCCCGGGGGACAACCCAAUUUCCCGCAAGGUGGCAUGCCUGGAACUCCCGGGGGACAACCCACUUUCCCGCAAGGUGGUGUGCCAGGAAUUCCCGGAGGACAACCCAAUUUCCCGCAAGGUGGUAUGCCAGGAACUCCCGGAGGACAACCCAAUUUCCCGCAAGGAGGCAUGCCAGGAAAUCCCGGAGGGCCAACAACUCGACCCCAUCCUCCCAAUUCAAAUGGCCCCGGACGUUGCAACCCCGAAUGGACCGAAUGGAGAAACAACUGCUACCUUUACUCCAGUGCAAUGGUCAGAAAACACAACGCCACAGGCAUCUUUCAUGAAACUGUCAACGAGGGCCUGACCCAGGACAUGGCCAACGCGAAAUGCGCACAGGAACACGCGGGAGCAUGCCUAGUGACAAUCAACAGCCAAGCGGAAAACGAUUUUCUCUUCGCCUGGGCGGUCAAGAUGAUGGGACAACCGGUUCCAGUGUGGAUCGGUCUUCAUGCGAAACAAAACCCUACCGGUGUUCCAACGUGGGAAUGGUACGACGGGACGGUUCCCACCUUCUUCAACUGGGAAGAAGUGCCAGCGCCAGUAGCCACACCUGGAAUGGGCGCAAUGCUUUUCGAUGCUGACCUCAUCCCUACUGGGCCUGUCCCGCAAAAUCCAGUCGAAAUUACUGGAAAGUGGACUGCCGAGGUUGCCCACUCUAUGGCGAUGGGCGAGUACCUCGGAAUGAUCUGCAAGCAUUCACUGGUGACAACGCCCACGGAAGCACCGACCACCACCGCGACCACCAUCAACACCGCCACCACGAACACUGCUCUAACAACGACACCUGCAGCACCCACCACGGUAGCACCAACAACUACAGUCAGGCCAGUUAUGCUGAACAACAAUCCAGCUCAUCUUAGGGAUGUCCUGAGGGGAGGGCGCUACGGUGGUUCAAGGCUCUUUGAGGUACCGCGAAGGCCUGCGAACUACAGACAGAAUCCAUACUAUGCUGUUCGGCCAUAGCCAAUACGUUAGUCCGAACUUUGUGAAUUACGAUAACCCAAGGAUACCACAAAUACCACAAUGAUGAUUCGAUGGUGAAUGGGUUUGAUGAUACUAUACAUUUAUGAUAACGAUUGGUUUGAUUAUCGCCAAUUGGGUGCGUCACAUCACCUUCAUUUACAUUUUAUUUCCACUCAUCAAAGUAAAAAUACCGUUUCAGUGUAUAUUUUUGUGUGAAUUAGUUGUGGUUAAACCAUUUGCGAGUCUGGUCACGUGAUCUUUCUUCAGAGAAUACGCUGCUAAAGGCCUGGUCACACCGCCCGAGCGUUGUUGGAGCGGUCGUGGAGCGGUAGGAAGAAAGGGUCGAAUUUCGCCACAAACUUGGGGGAAAAACCGAAAAAAACACAAAAACAAUCGAAAACGGUGAACGGUAGCGAGCGGUGAUGAUUAUUUUUCUCUCCGCUCAAC
Messenger RNA from Lytechinus variegatus (green sea urchin), 1898 nucleotides. Its product is annotated as 30 kDa spicule matrix protein alpha-like. Lineage: Eukaryota; Metazoa; Echinodermata; Echinoidea; Temnopleuroida; Toxopneustidae. The coding region runs from base 246 to 1451 and encodes 401 amino acids. The transcript has 2 exons. The record is from RefSeq and is a predicted model, not a curated record.